Vanrija pseudolonga is the source of this 961-nucleotide messenger RNA. RefSeq names its product NADH-ubiquinone oxidoreductase subunit, mitochondrial (gene nuo-24). Lineage: Eukaryota; Fungi; Basidiomycota; Tremellomycetes; Trichosporonales; Trichosporonaceae. The record is from RefSeq and is a predicted model, not a curated record. Gene Ontology annotation, molecular function: oxidoreductase activity. Bases 178 to 918 code for a protein of 246 amino acids. The transcript has 4 exons.
CCACCAUCCAACGAGCAUUGGGCAAUAUCGCGCGCUGGCCGGAGUGCGGAGGAGACGGACGCUGGCUGGAGGCUGCACUCGCUGCUCGCUGCUCGCUGCUCCGGACCAAGUCGUAACCACCACAACCAGCCUCCAUCUCACUCACGACUCCACCUCUCAUACCCCCGCUCCGUCAACAUGUCGGCCGUCCGCUCCGUCCUCCGCUCCGCGACCCGCGCCGCCGGCCGCAGGACGUUUGCUUCGUCGAGCGCGGUGCGCUCCGACAACCUCAUGGUGCACCGCGACUCGGCGCACAACAACGCCUCGAUCCCCUUCGAGUUCACGCCCGAGAACAUGAAGAAGGUCGAGACGGUCAUCGCGCGCUACCCCGUCCAGUACAAGAAGGCGGCCGUCAUGCCCGUGCUCGACAUUGGCCAGCGCCAGAACAACGGCUGGACCUCGAUCAGCGUCAUGAACGAGGUUGCCAAGAUCCUCGACAUGAACCCCAUGCGUGUUUACGAGGUUGCGUCCUUCUACACCAUGUACAACCGUGAGCCGGUCGCGCCCAACUUUGUCCAGCUCUGCACGACGACCCCAUGCGUCCUCGGCGGCUGCGGCUCGGACAAGAUCCUCGACGCCAUCCAGGGCCACCUCGGCGUCAAGUCGGGCCAGACGACCAAGGACGGCAAGUUUACAUUCCUCGAGGUCGAGUGCCUCGGCGCUUGCUCGAACGCCCCGAUGAUGCAGAUCAACGACGACUUCUUCGAGGACCUCACCCCCGAGUCCACCAUCAAGAUCCUCGACGCGCUGGCAAAGGGCGAGAAGCCCAAGGUCGGCCCCCAGAGCAACAGGCAUACCUCGGAGAACUCGGCUGGCCUCACAACAUUGACCACCAAGCCUUACGGCCCUGGAGAGCACUGCCUCCCCGAGUUCCAGUAAGCAAAAGGAUAGACAAACCACGGAUGCAUUGGGAUGGAGCAGG